Siniperca chuatsi (mandarin fish) is the source of this 3180-nucleotide messenger RNA. It is a transcript of the gene fars2, whose product is annotated as phenylalanyl-tRNA synthetase 2, mitochondrial. Gene Ontology annotation, biological process: phenylalanyl-tRNA aminoacylation. Gene Ontology annotation, molecular function: phenylalanine-tRNA ligase activity; ATP binding; tRNA binding. Lineage: Eukaryota; Metazoa; Chordata; Actinopteri; Centrarchiformes; Sinipercidae. Gene Ontology annotation, cellular component: cytoplasm; mitochondrion. The coding region runs from base 454 to 1860 and encodes 468 amino acids. The record is from RefSeq and is a predicted model, not a curated record. The transcript is spliced from 11 exons.
GGUGUCACUGUGUGACCUUUCUGUCAGGUUACCUAACCAGGUGACAGACUGUGACCUGACCCUUGAAUCGUCACUUUCAGGGUUACAGACAUUAAACUAAACCUCGUGAACCCCACGUGUUCCCAGGAAUCCCUUUAAAUGUCCCUCUGUGAGCCGCAGAUUGAGUUUUCUGUCUGCUUUCUGCCUGGUGGAUCAAGGCCCCCGACGUCCCUCCCAUCGAUCGCCUCCUCCCGUGUUCAGACCUGCGGAAGAAUCCGUCUGGGACACAUCAGCCCGUGACCCGAACCUGAUCGCCUCCAACUCAUCCAUCCAUCCAUCCAGCCGUCCGUCCGUCCAUACAUCCACCCAUCCAUCUUCUCUGUUCCAGCCCUCCUCCUCCUCCUCCUCCUCUCCGGAUCAACAAACUCUUCUGCACCGUUCGUUCCACAGACUGAGCUCCAUGGACCAAUCAUCAUGAGACUCUGCAACAACCCCCUUUCCCUGCUCCUCCCCGUCCUACAGUCCCCGCCACUUCCUCUGCUGCAUCGCUGCUGCCUGUCAACGCUCUUAGCCAAUGGCAGCACAGCAUCAUGGAGACGACUCAGCACGGAUGGCCCCGCCACUCAGCCUGUGAUUGGUCAGGACUCGGUGGAGGUGUUGGGCCACUCCUACCCCCGCGAUGACUUCACCAACGUCACGCCGAAGAUCUUGGCCAAGGUCGGCCGCAACCUCCACAACCGAUCCCAUCAUCCUCUGUGGCUGAUCAAGGAGCGAAUCAAAGCUCACUUCUACAGUGCCUACGUCGGCCGCUGGGGAAACCCUCUCUUCUCUGUCCAUGAUAACCUGAGCCCUGUGGUCACUGUGGAGCAAAACUUUGACAGCUUGCUGAUCCCACCCGGCCACCCCAGCAGAAAACGAGGAGAUAACUACUACCUGAACAGGAAAGUGAUGCUUCGCGCCCACACCUCCGCCCACCAGAUGGAGCUGGUGAGGUCCGGCCUGGAUGCCUUCUUAUUGGCCGGAGAUGUUUACAGGCGGGACGAGAUCGACGCCAGUCACUACCCCGUCUUCCACCAGAUGGAGGGAGUCCGACUCUUCUCCAACCACGAGCUGUUUUCUAAGGUGCCGAAUGGUGAGGAGCUGUCUCUGUUCGAGGGCGGAGGGCGGCGGACGCCUCAGAAACAGGAAACGCACAGUCUGGAGGCCGUCAAGCUGGUGGAGUUCGACCUGAAACACACUCUGACACGACUCGUCACUCACCUGUUCGGAGAAGAUGUGGAGGUCCGGUGGGUCGACUGUUACUUCCCCUUCACUCAUCCCUCCUUUGAGAUGGAGGUGCGUUUCCAGGGCGACUGGAUGGAGGUUCUGGGCUGCGGAGUGAUGGAGCAGCAGCUGCUGAACUCCGCGGGGGCGGGAAACAAGGCGGGCUGGGCGUUCGGCCUCGGCCUGGAGAGACUGGCCAUGGUCCUGUACAGCAUCCCAGACAUCCGGCUGUUCUGGAGUCAGGACGAGCGCUUCCUCAAACAGUUCAGAGUGCGGGACAUCCAGCAGCCCGUCUGCUUCCAGGCCCUCAGUAAAUACCCACCGCUCCACAACGACAUCUCCUUCUGGCUGCCACAGAGCGGAGAGAGCGAGGACGGGCGAGAGAGCUUCACAGUCAAUGACUUCCACGAGCUGGUGCGCUCCAUCGGAGGAGACCUGGUGGAGAAAGUCUCACUGGUGGACGAGUUCACACACCCGAAGACCGGUAGGCGGAGUCAGUGUUAUCGCAUCAUCUAUCGCCACAUGGAGCGAACUCUGACCCAGCAGGAAGUCCGACUCGUCCACGAGCAAAUCGAACGCACCGCCGAGACCGAGCUGGGCGUGCAGGGCAGAUACUGAGACACACACACACACACACACACACACACACACACACACACACACACACACACUCUCACACACACACUCUCACACACACACACACAGACCGGUACGUCAUCCACUCUCCUGUGUUUUCUCCUCUUCAGGCUGAAAAGUCCAAAUUUGACGCGUGUCAUCUUUAAUUUCCAAAAGCGUCCCGUGUGCGCGCGCUGAGCUGAGCCGGUGGUCACGCACCGGCUCAGCGCCUCACGACGCUUCAAACCGCCGCGACGUGUCGACUCUGAUUUUCUGACAGCAGCCGGACCUCAGCAGCUGUUCCCGCGACUGACGACAGACCAGAGAGACGGGUUAUAACGACAGCGGUCUCUUUGUUUCAGCAGAUGCGUGCAGAGUCGAGCGGGCCGAAGCCGCUGCAGACGAUCGCGUACGGCAGGUCCACGUACGCACGCUGCUAAAGGGAAAGCUGGCGUCGGCUGCAGAUCCUGAAUGUGGAUUUUAAUGUGUUGAAAUUGCAAACUAAAGGCUGACAUUAAACUCAAGUUAAAAUGGCUACAGCAUAAGCAGACGGGGAAAGAAACACAAGCAGUAUGUGCAGAAGUGUUGAGAGAAAUAAUACUAUAAAGACAGGACUCGAGUAUAACAAAGCGAUACAGUCCUUUAAUUAACACCUUUCUGCAGCGAGUUAAACAUUAGGUAACAUUUUGAAUUAUCAGGGAUCAUCGUGGGCACAACACGAUAAAAUGCGAUGUCUCGUUUUUAACAAGAAACAACUACGAUUCAAGCGAUUUAGAAUCGCAACAAAUCAAAGUGUUUCACAUUGCAGAGUUUUAAAAAACAGAAAUCACAACUCGCAAACUGAAGAAGAGUCGUCAGCCGCCGUUCAAAUUAACGUUCAGCGUUAACGCGUCAAACAAAACCUCGCUUCAGUCGUUUCUAAGCCCUUGGCCCUGUUUCUGUCGCCCCACAUGAAGAAACCACACUUUCGAUUUGUUCUGAACUUGAAUUUCUGAAUUUCAACAGUUUCAGAGCCGAAUGUAGUAAAACUCUUUCGGUGCGUUUCAGCCUGAAGUUACAGCGAGAGAGAGGAGGAGACGCUGAGCGCAAACACUCUGCAGGCUCUUUAUUCAUUACCAUAUUCAUUAUAUUAUAUUAUUAUUAUAAUAUUCAUUUGCUGCCAGCUGAACAGGAAUAAAGACGCUGCUGUUGGAGGUUACACAUACAAACAAUCAUAAAACAAACUCUUUCUUUCUCGUCACCGUUUUGAACUGAAGCUGUGGUUUGUGUGUUUUUUUCGGGUUUGUAUCUUUAGAUGUGAACAUUAAAACAGUUUGUCACGUG